Molecule: messenger RNA, 1759 nt
Organism: Brassicogethes aeneus
Lineage: Eukaryota; Metazoa; Arthropoda; Insecta; Coleoptera; Nitidulidae
Source: the annotation of a GenBank genome assembly
GGUGUGCUAUUAUUAGUCGACGGUUUGGGAACAAUCUGCAUCAGGUUUAAAAAAAAAAACAAAACAACGAAAUUGCCCACCUUGACCAAAGUUGCCUGCUUAGUUUUAUUGAUUCCUUUUCAAUCGUAUGCUAUUUCCUUUGUGGUGUUAUACGAAAAUGGUGCCAAGUGUCAUAUUUUUCCUUUGUCUGCACCUUCAACUGAACCAAAUAUUUGCGCAGAAAAACUUAGAACAAGAUUAUGUGUCGCCUUGCCCAAAACUUUUCCAAUACUUGGCAGCAAAUGAAACAGAUAGAUGGUAUGGGCAAGUUACCUUGACAACAGAUGUGGAACUCCACGAUGGGAUAUGGUUAAUUUUGGUGUUCGAUAAACCAUCAAUACUGGUGGAGAGCACUUUUGGGCAAAAAAACUACAAAUUAAAAGAAACGGAAUAUCUCUUGAGAACGCUUGGUAUAAGGUUGAUGCCCAACAAUCCCCUUACUGUGAGGUUUUCUAUAAAGUAUGAUCCCGAUGAUGGUAUACCGUUUUUUAAAGGAUUUAGGAUCAACACAAGACCUUCAUGCCCUGAACCAAACAUCCAAACCACCUCUACACAUAGACCAACAACCAGCUCUACAGUGACAUCACCACUUACCACCUCAACUACAACCACAACCACGUUAAGAACCACGUUUCCGCCAAAUUACGACGAAUUUGUGACUAGCGAGGAGCUGCCGGUCUCAGAAAGUCCCCAAGAUGGAAGUUUGAUUACCAACAACGUAGAGAGUGUGGUUACUUCAAACGGAGAUCUCUCAAAUGGGGAAAUGGAGUUUAUUUUCAACUCUCUAAUCAACGCUAGUUAUUACCCUGGAGACAUUGCCUUCGCCCCCUCGCAAGGAGCAGCCACCUUACUGUCGAAUUUCAACGAGAACCAAAACAUUCAAUGCGGAACUGUAGUGAGAAACCCAAAAUACGGAAGCGCCAAAACAGCACAUUGGCCGUGGCACGCGAUUCUCUUCAACUUCAUCGGACCCCAAAUAAUGUACACGUGUGGGGGGAGUUUGAUAUCCGAUAGACACGUGCUGACGGCAGCUCACUGCGUCACAAAACCAAAAACGAAAACCCCCGUCGACUUGGACAUACUCUCUGUAUUUUUGGGCAAACAAAACCUAAAAUCUUUUGGUCCAGAGGUUCAAGUCCGGGAAGUUUCCGACAUUUUCGUUCACCCAGAUUACAACUUCAACGUUUUGUACAACGACAUAGCCGUGGUUACACUCUCCUUGCCUGUGAUGUUCACCGAAUUCGUGAGACCAGUCUGCCUGUGGGACAAUACGGCGGACAGCGACAUUUUAAGAAAAACAGGAGUCACAGUAGGUUACGGCUUUGACAUGAAAAAACAGGUAUCCACAGAGCUCAGAGGGGUGGCAAUGCCAGUGCUACCACAGAAGGAAUGUUACCAGAAAAGUCCACUUUUCCCUAAAGUUUUGUUUGAUAAAAACUACUGUGCUGGCUUUGAAGAAGAUGUGGUGACAUGUAACGGAGACUCAGGCGGAGGCAUGGUGUUCCCCAAGGAGCAGGUCUUCGACUCUCAACCAAUUUGGCAGAUUCGCGGUGUUGUAUCGAUAGGGGUCGCACUUCAAGGUCAUUUCGUGUGCAACGACAUGAAGUACGUCGUUUUUACCGAUGUUGCCAAGUAUCUUGACUGGAUUUUGACGAUCCUCAAAAGAAUUUAACAAACAGAUGUAUUAUAAAUAUUACUGAUGAAUAAAAAAACACAAUUA